UGUCAGUGCUGUGUGAGUGCGCGUGUGCCCCUGAGCUCGCUCGGCACAUUAUAUAAAAAAAUAAAAAUACAAAAAAAUUUCAAAAUAUAAAAAAAUACAAAAAACUUUUUUUUUUUUUCUUUUUUGUAACAAGUCGGUGAAGCUGGAAUAAUAAGACAUUCGUGGACCGGACGGUAACAGUAACGAGAGAGAGAGAAGGACUGCAAAAAAAGGGCGACGUGUUACCAGUUCAGAAGUGAAGCCCAAUAAAAAAAAAAAAAAACGUUUGCAUUUACUUUUACCUGCAUUCAAAUUGAAACCACCGUUUUAACCAAGUCAGAAGUUGCGUCAUUUUAGAAUAUUUACCUCGGACGUAUUUUACCGGCCGGCGAGUCUCGAGCCGCCGACAGACCGCUCCUUCUCCCGUUAGAAUAACGGAAAAGUUAUCCCCGCUGAUCCGCAGAGCCGAGCCCCCCCGGACCGCUGUUACCCCCGGACCGCAGAGAUGAACCCCAGCGCCCCCAGCUACCCCAUGGCCUCCCUGUACGUGGGGGACCUGCACCAGGACGUGACCGAGGCCAUGCUGUACGAGAAAUUCAGCCCCGCCGGAGCCAUCCUGUCCAUCCGGGUGUGCAGGGACAUGAUCACCCGCCGCUCGCUCGGAUACGCCUACGUCAACUUCCAGCAGCCGGCCGACGCGGAGCGCGCACUAGACACCAUGAACUUCGAUGUGAUCAAGGGCCGGCCGGUACGCAUCAUGUGGUCCCAGCGUGAUCCAUCACUGAGAAAAAGUGGCGUGGGAAACAUCUUCAUCAAGAAUCUUGACAAGUCCAUCGACAACAAGGCUCUUUAUGACACCUUCUCUGCAUUCGGCAACAUCCUGUCAUGUAAGGUGGUGUGUGACGAGAAUGGUUCCAAAGGCUACGGGUUUGUGCAUUUUGAGACUCAGGACGCAGCCGAACGAGCCAUUGAGAAAAUGAAUGGCAUGCUGCUCAAUGACCGGAAAGUAUUUGUGGGUCGCUUCAAGUCUCGCAAGGAGCGCGAGGCUGAGCUGGGCGCCCGGGCCAAAGAGUUCACGAACGUUUAUAUCAAGAACUUUGGUGACGACAUGGACGAUGAGAAGCUGAGGGAACUCUUCAGUAAGUAUGGAAAUGCCAUGAGUAUCCGAGUCAUGACUGACGAGAACGGGAAGUCUCGAGGGUUCGGGUUUGUCAGCUUUGAAAGGCACGAGGACGCCCAGAAGGCAGUGGAUGAAAUGAAUGGCAAGGAGCUGAAUGGCAAACCCAUCUACGUCGGCCGCGCCCAGAAGAAGGUGGAGCGGCAGACGGAGUUGAAGCGCAAAUUUGAGCAAAUGAAACAAGACCGCAUGACUCGUUACCAGGGUGUCAACUUAUAUGUGAAGAACCUUGAUGAUGGGAUUGAUGAUGAACGCCUGCGGAAGGAGUUCUCACCAUUUGGGACUAUAACCAGCGCCAAGGUGAUGAUGGAAGGCGGGCGCAGCAAAGGCUUUGGCUUCGUCUGCUUCUCGUCCCCAGAAGAAGCCACCAAAGCCGUGACGGAAAUGAACGGACGCAUCGUAGCCACCAAGCCACUGUACGUUGCCCUGGCCCAGAGGAAAGAGGAGCGUCAAGCCCACCUGACCAACCAGUACAUGCAGCGCAUGGCCAGCGUGCGCGCUGUGCCCAACCCCGUCAUCAACCCGUACCAGCCCGCCCCGCCCUCCGGAUACUUCAUGGCGGCCAUCCCUCAGGCCCAGAACCGCGCUACGUACUACCCCGCGGGGCAGAUGGCUCAGCUCCGGCCGAGCCCACGCUGGACCACUCAAGGCGUCCGGCCACAGCACUUUCAGAACAUGCCGGGUUCCAUGCGGCCCUCAGGCCCGCGCCCUCAGACCUUCAGUACGAUGCGGCCGGCCUCCCAGGUCCCCCGCAUGAUGUCCGCCCAGCGUGUCGCUCAGUCUGUGGGCCCCCGACCAGCCACUGCCGCCGCCGCCGCUGCAGCCACUCAAGUGCGUGGAGUGCCUCAGUACAAGUAUGCAACAGGAGUCCGUAAUCCCCAGCAGCACAUCACAGCUCAACCACAAGUCACCCUGCAGCAGCCUGCAGUCCAUGUUCAGGGACAGGAGCCUCUGACCGCCUCUAUGCUGGCUGCUGCUCCGCCGCAGGAACAGAAGCAGAUGCUGGGUGAACGUCUGUUCCCGCUGAUCCAGAACAUGCAUUCCAGCCUAGCAGGCAAGAUUACCGGCAUGCUGCUGGAAAUUGACAACUCUGAGCUGCUGCACAUGCUGGAGUCCCCCGAGUCUCUCAGCUCCAAGGUGGAUGAGGCGGUGGCGGUGCUGCAGGCUCACCAGGCCAAGGAGGCGGCCCAGAAGACUGUGACUAACUCAGCUGGUGUCCCGACUGUCUGAACCCAAGGAAUUAACAACCUUGGGACUAGCUUCACCGAUGGAGAAAAGUCUUUUGAAGAAAUUUAAAAUACACAAAACAAAGUAAAAAUGAGUAAAUGACAUUGACAAAAAAAUCAAAAAUAAAAACAAUGGAAAUGAGUCUCCAGCCAGGCCUGAUACGGAAAAUGAUAAACCUCCAAGCCUGGUUUGCCGAGUUAGAGAAAAUUUAAAAAAAGAGGAAAAAAAAUCAAAAUGAAAAAAAAAAGAUUUAGUUUGAGAGGGUUUUAGAGGGCGAAUGAUUGAAAGCAUUCCUUUUUGCCAUUUUAUCCCUUUUAAAUGUUUUGAGUGUUGGAGUUCCAGAAGCCUGCUAUUGUGAAAUUUCCCCUGCCCUUUGCUUGCUUGAAUAAAAGAUAUAAAAUAAUCAG
Molecule: messenger RNA, 2790 nt
Organism: Cololabis saira (Pacific saury)
Lineage: Eukaryota; Metazoa; Chordata; Actinopteri; Beloniformes; Belonidae
Product: polyadenylate-binding protein 1A-like
Exons: 14
Coding region: 485-2386 (633 amino acids)
Cellular component (GO): ribonucleoprotein complex
Molecular function (GO): RNA binding
Source: RefSeq, a predicted model, not a curated record